Microcebus murinus (gray mouse lemur) is the source of this 3988-nucleotide messenger RNA. RefSeq names its product ubiquitin like modifier activating enzyme 6 (gene UBA6). Gene Ontology annotation, cellular component: cytoplasm; SUMO activating enzyme complex. Gene Ontology annotation, molecular function: SUMO activating enzyme activity. Lineage: Eukaryota; Metazoa; Chordata; Mammalia; Primates; Cheirogaleidae. The record is from RefSeq and is a predicted model, not a curated record. Gene Ontology annotation, biological process: protein sumoylation.
UCGCGAUCCCGCCCCCUUCCCCGUCUCUCCGUCGCCGGCGGCGGUGUGUGAGGCGGCAAUGGAGCGCCCCAAGCCGGUCGGCGCCCCACAGGGGGAAGAGGCGUCCUGCUCUUCCUGGGGGACUGGCAGUACAAAUAAAAAUUGGCCCAUCAUGUCAACAGAAUCUGUGGAGAUUGAUGAUGCGUUAUACAGUCGACAGAGGUACGUCCUUGGAGACACAGCAAUGCAGAAGAUGGCCAAGUCUCAUGUUUUCUUAAGUGGUAUGGGUGGCCUUGGUUUGGAAAUUGCAAAGAAUCUUGUUCUUGCGGGAAUUAAGGCACUUACAAUUCAUGAUACGGAAAAGUGCCAAGCAUGGGAUCUAGGAACCAACUUCUUUCUUUGUGAAGAUGAUGUUGUUAAUAAAAGAAACAGGGCUGAAGCUGUACUUCAACAUAUUGCUGAACUAAAUCCGUACGUUCAUGUGACAUCAUCUUCUGUUCCUUUCAAUGAGACUACAGAACUGUCCUUCUUAGGUAAAUACCAGUGUGUAGUAUUGACUGAGGUCAAACUUCCAUUGCAAAAGAAGAUCAAUGACUUUUGCCGUUCUCAGUGCCCUCCAAUUAAGUUCAUCAGUGCAGAUAUACAUGGAAUUUGGUCACGGUUGUUUUGUGAUUUUGGUGAUGAAUUUGAAGUUAUAGAUACAACAGGAGAAGAACCAAAAGAAAUUUUCAUUUCAAACAUAACGCAAGCUAAUCCUGGCAUUGUCACUUGCCUUGAAAGUCAUCCUCACAAACUUGAGACAGGACAAUUCGUAACGUUUCGAGAAAUUAAUGGAAUGACGGGUUUAAAUGGAUCUACACACCAAAUAACUGUGGUAUCACCAUUUUCUUUUAGUAUUGGUGAUACUGCAGAACUGGAACCAUAUUUACAUGGAGGCAUAGCUGUCCAAGUUAAGACUCCUAAAACAUUUUGCUUUGAAUCAUUGGAGAGACAAAUAAAACAUCCAGAGUGCCUUAUUGUAGAUUUCAGCAAUCCUGAGGCACCUUUACAGAUUCACACAGCUCUGCUUGCCUUGGACCAGUUUCAGGAGAAUUACAGUCGCAAGCCAAAUAUUGGAUGCCAACAAGAUUCAGAAGAACUGUUCACACUGGCAGCAACUAUAAGUGAAACCUUGGAAGAGAAGCCUGAAGUAAAUGCUGACAUCGUGCAUUGGCUCUCUUGGACUGCUCGAGGCUUUUUACCCCCACUUGCUGCAGCAGUAGGAGGUGUUGCCAGCCAAGAAGUAUUGAAAGCUGUGACGGGAAAGUUUUCUCCUUUGUGCCAGUGGUUAUAUCUUGAAGCAGCAGAUAUUGUCGAAUUCCUAGGCAAACCUGAACGUGAAGAAUUUCUCCCACGAGGAGAUAGAUAUGAUGCCUUACGAGCCUGCAUUGGAGAUACUUUGUGUCAGAAGCUACAGAAUUUGAAUAUCUUCUUAGUAGGGUGUGGAGCCAUAGGCUGUGAAAUGUUAAAAAAUUUAGCUUUACUUGGUGUUGGCACAAACAAAGAGAAAGGAAUGAUUACAGUUACAGAUCCUGACUUGAUCGAAAAAUCCAACUUAAAUAGACAGUUCCUGUUUCGUCCUCAUCACAUACAGAAACCUAAGAGCUACACUGCCACAGAUGCAACUCUGAAAAUAAAUUCUCAAAUAAAGAUAGAUGCACACCUGAACAAAGUAUGUCCGGCAACUGAGACCAUUUACAAUGAUGAAUUCUAUACUAAACAAGAUAUAAUUAUUACAGCAUUAGAUAACGUGGAAGCCAGGAGAUACGUAGAUAGCCGUUGCUUAGCAAAUCUAAGGCCUCUCUUAGAUUCUGGAACAAUGGGCACUAAGGGACAUACUGAAGUUAUUGUACCUCAUUUGACUGAAUCUUAUAAUAGUCAUCGGGAUCCCCCUGAAGAAGAAAUACCAUUUUGUACUCUAAAGUCUUUUCCAGCUGCUAUCGAACAUACUAUACAGUGGGCGAGAGAUAAGUUUGAAAGUUCCUUUUCCCACAAGCCUUCAUUAUUUAACAAAUUUUGGCAAAGCUAUCCAUCUGCAGAAGUAGUUUUACAGAAGAUACAAAGUGGACAAAGUUUAGAAGGCUGUUUUCAAGUUAUUAAGUUACUUAGUAGAAGACCUAGAAAUUGGUCCCAAUGUGUAGAAUUAGCAAGAUCAAAGUUUGAAAAAUAUUUUAACCAUAAGGCUCUUCAGCUUCUUCACUGUUUCCCUCUAGACAUACGAUUAAAAGAUGGCAGUUUGUUUUGGCAAUCACCAAAGAGACCCCCUUCACCAAUAAAAUUUGAUUUAAAUGAACCUUUGCACCUCAGUUUCCUUCAGAAUGCUGCAAAAUUAUAUGCUACAGUAUAUUGCAUUCCAUUUACAAAAGAGGACUUAUCAGCAAAUGCCCUCUUGAAUAUUCUUUCGGAAGUGAAGGUUCAGGAAUUCAAACCUUCCAACAAGGUGGUUCAAACAGAUGAAACCGCGAGGAAACCAGACCAUGUUCCUAUUAGCAGUGAAGAUGAGAGGAAUGCUAUUUUCCAACUAGAAAAGGCUAUUUUAUCUAAUGAAGCUACCAAAAGUGACCUUCAGAUGGCAGUGCUUUCAUUUGAAAAAGAUGAUGAUCGGAAUGGACACAUAGAUUUCAUCACAGCUGCAUCAAAUCUUCGUGCCAAAAUGUAUAACAUUGAACCAGCUGACCGUUUCAAAACAAAGCGCAUAGCUGGCAAAAUUAUACCUGCUAUAGCCACAUCCACUGCUGCAGUUUCUGGCUUGGUUGCCUUGGAGAUGAUCAAAAUAACCGGUGGCUAUCCAUUUGAAGCCUACAAAAAUUGUUUCCUUAACUUAGCCAUUCCAAUUAUAGUGUUUACAGAGACAUCUGAAGUAAGACAGACUAAAAUCAGAAAUGGAAUAUCAUUUACAAUUUGGGAUAGAUGGACUAUACAUGGAAAAGAAGAUUUCACUCUCUUGGAUUUCAUAAAUGCAGUCAAGGAGAAGUAUGGAAUUGAGCCAACAAUGGUGGUACAGGGAGUCAAAAUGCUUUAUGUUCCUGUAAUGCCUGGUCAUGCAAAAAGAUUGAAGUUAACAAUGCAUAAACUUGUAAAACCUUCUACUGAAAAGAAAUACGUGGAUCUUACUGUGUCAUUUGCCCCAGACACUGAUGGAGAUGAAGAUUUGCCUGGACCUCCAGUAAGAUACUACUUCACUCAUGAAACUGAUUAAUGGAAGUUGUCUUACGGUUACUCCAGAACUACUUGAUUUUGAAAAGAAUAUACUUAAUUCAGAAACUAAAAAAAAUCAGCUCAUAAUAUUAUGGAUUUCUCUUUGAUGAAGCCUUAAUUUAAGAGAAACAUCAGAAUAUGGAACUACCCUGAAAAAUUGUAAAACAUUUUGGAGCAUAGUAUACACUUGUCUAACGGUUCACACGUGACUGUGAUUACAAGCAACUUUGAACUGGAAUGCCAUCUUAUAAGACUUAAAGCAGAUUUGUGUAUUUACCUGUUUGGAUAAAAAGAAAGAAAAAAUAUUUAUGACCAGAGGAGAUAAGGAUCAAGAAAUUGAAAGUAACAAUUGGAACUAUCCAAAAAGUUUAAUCCUAUUUUAUGAAUUUUUUUUGUUUGUUUAGUAUUUGAAGCCCAUUUUUCUACACAAACAGUGGCCCCCUGUACCUGUCCAGUGAGUAGGCUUUGAGAAUUAAUACCAGUGUAAAGGGUAAGGAUGGAUGGUAGUGGUGGAUGAAGAAUAGACUUUUAAAAUUGUGCAGUUAGAGUUACUGUCCUAUUACCUUUGCUAGUGUAAUGAGAGUUUGUUAUAUCACUGUCCCCCAAAAAUCAGGAUUUUUAUCGAUAGCAUCAUUGUUGUAAGCCAUGAGCAGUAGGUCAGAUGACACAUUAACUUGGACUCUACAUUAACAGUAUUAUAUGGACUCUGACAACCUGUUUAGAUAAUCCAUGAAUGUGAACAGAUAAAUGUAACUAAUCAUUUGAUUUUUCA